AUGGCGGCGUCUCUCCUGGCGUCCGCGCUCUUCCUGCUCUCCUCGCUCAUCUCCGCCAUCCUCUUCUCCCCGCACUCUCCCCCCCUCCUCCUCGCGCUCCCGGGGGAAGUGCGCCGGAUCUUCCUCCCCGCGCUCGUCCCGUCCGCGAUCGCGCGCGCGAGUGCCAGGGGCGGAUGGGUGGGGGGAAGGCAGCGCUUGGGUCUGCCGUCUUUCAUCAUUGCAGCUGAUGGUGCAGCCCAUCCGUCCCUCCGCAUGGUUCCACCUGCUCAGUCCGACCUCCCUGCCGAGGCUGUACUGGGGGAGGCUGUAUCUGGCGCGCGAAUGGCUCUUAUCCUCUCCUUUCAGGGCGUCUUAUCUCAUUCCCCUUUCUCUCUUCGUUCUUUCCCCUUUCUCCUCUCCUUUUGGGGCGUCUCAUAUCACUCUUCUCUUUCCCCUUCCUUCGUUCCUUUCUUUCCCUCUGCAGCAGCCCAUCCGUCCCUCCGCAUAGUUCCGCCUGCUCAGUCCGACCUCCCUGCUGAGGCUCUACUGGGGGAGGCUGUAUCUGGCGCCGUGCAUGGCACUCCAACCAACAAGAGGGAUGGUUCCAGGCCCCCCCUUUCCCCGGCCCCUGAUGCAAGCCUGGCGGAUGCUGGCGUGGGGGGGCUUGGAGAGGGGGGACGCGGAGUAGGAGUUGUUCUCCCUGCCGUUGAUGUGAGUGCAGGAGGGGAGAGGGAGGAGCAGGAGCAGGAGCAGGAACAGAGGCAGGGACAGGCAGAGCUGCAGCAACAGGAGGAGAGGGGUGUGGGGAGGGAUGAGGAGUGGAAUGCGGCAGUGGAGAGGGCAGUGGAGGAGGCGGUUUCAGAUGCCUUCUCCCGCGCCCAGUUCCUGCUCGCCUCUCUAGAUUCCGUGCGCCGGGCAGGUCGGGCAGCUCAGAAAGCUUUUUCUGACCGGAGCUUUGUUGCCCUGGUGGAGGAAGAAUUGGUUUUGCAUUUUGGGGAGGAGGAGAUGGAGGGGGAUGGGGAGGGAGGCCAAAAGAUUAGUGAGAAGGGGUUGAGGGGCGUUGAUGUGGAUGUAGGGGGGAGAGUGGGUGAGGAGGCAAGGCGGAGGGCUGAGGCAGUGGUAAGAACAGUGGUGGUGAUGAUGGGAGAGAGGGGGGAGGAGGGCGUGGAAAGUUCUAAGAUGGGCGCAGAAGGGGAGGAAGAGGAGGGAGAGGGAGGGGAGGAGGCAGAGGAGGGAGAGGAGGAGGGAGGGGAGGGAGCUGCUGGUGGUUCUACUGGUAGGCGCUUCAGGCUUGCAGAAAGGCUCAAGGGAUUGGGAGACGUGGCACGAGACAAGGUGUGGGACAUGGCCGACUCGCUUCUCUCUCGCUUGCGGGCUGCCGGGCAGAAAGUUGUCAGUGCGGAAGAGUUUCUUGCUGCCCGGGCGAGGUACGCUGCUGCCCGGGUGCACGAUGCUGGCAAGCGUGUUUUGGAUCGUGUGGUGGAGAGCGGUCGGGCAGCCAGGGAAGAUGCUGAGGCUGCCCGAGAUGCUCGGAGUUCGGGCAGGAAGCAAUUGACAGGUGCAGGCAGGCCGGGCAAACUGUGUGGGAGGGCGGAAAAAAAAACAGUUGGGGCAGUGGAAGGAGGAGUGAAGGGCGCAGUGGAGGGAGUGAGGGAGGUGGUGGAGGGGGUAGAGGAGGCAGUAAAGGAUGUGAGUGAGAGAGUGAAGGGAGUGGGGAGGUGUGUGGUGGAGGAGGGGUUUCUGCCACACACUCAUGGCCAUGGUCAUGGGCAUGGGCAUAAGAAUGAAGAGGCGGGAGCACCAUCCUCCCCUGCAGCACCCACGGCCUUCCUUGGUCCAGUGUAUGAUGUAGCCACAGAGGCUGUACGCAUGGAGCAUGGGGGGGAGGGGGAGUGGGGGGAAGAGGGGGUGGGGGAAGGUGCGGUGGGGCAGGUGGGGAGCGCAUGGGAUGCUGCAAAGGGUCGUGUGGAGGAAGGUGCGGAGAAUCUGCGGAGUGAGAUGAAGGAAGGUGCGGAGAAGUUGCAGGAGGAGGUGAAGGAAGGUGCUGAGAAAUUGCCGGAAAGGUUGAAGGAAGGUGCUGAGAAAUUGCCAGAAAGGGUGAAGGAAGGUGCUGAGGGAGCAUGGGAGGAGGCGAGGGAGAGAGGCAGCAAGAUGGGAGAGAAAGUGAAGGAAGGUGCUGAGAAGGCGUGGGAAGAGGUGAGGGAAGAGGGCAGCAGGGUGGGUGGGAAGAUGAGGGAGAAAGCUGAGGAGGGAUGGGAAGCAGUGGAGGGGGCUGGGGAGAAGAUGAGGGAGGGGGUGAGGAGGGAAGGGGGAGGCGAAGGGGAGGAAGGGGAGAUGGGGGAUGGGGUGUGGAUGGAAUUGCAAGGAGUGCGGUUUUUCCAGCCAGUACGAGAUGCAGUGCGUCCCAAGAAGGCCGACGGCAAAGAGACAGCAACAGGGGAAGCAGCAGAGGCAGAAGGGACAGAGGGAGCAGAGCAGCAGGAGCAGAUGCAGCAGUGGGAGCAGUGGGAGAGGGUGAACCCACCCUUCCCCUCUAGUGCUCUAAUGUCCCGCCUGCCCCUUUGGUUCCAACGCCUCGUACUGCCCAUCCCCCUCCUCUCCCACCUCUCCUCCCUCCCCACCUCGCCUCCUCUCCUCGUCCCUGCUCUCAUCCGCACAGCCCACCUCGCUGCUUUCUCUCUCGCCUACACGCUCACUCUCGUCCUCACCUUCCUGCCCAUCGGGCAGCUCCGAAAUGUUUUCUCACCUUCGCCUGCCCAGUUGGGUUCGAUGGUCGAGCGGGCGGUUCUUAGGGUGCUCUUUGCCACGUCAGCACUCUGCCUUCUCUCCCUAUCCCUCGCACACUCCGGUAAUCCCCUCUCCCCCUUCCUCCCUUCUCCGUCGCCUCUCCUUAGCCCUGCGUGGAGAGAAGGGGGGGAAGAUGAGGAGAGUGGCGGAGGAGAGCGGGAAGCAUGGGUGGAGGGGGCAGGGGGGAUGGGAGGGGGAGUGGCGGAGUGGGGGAAUGAGUUGCAGCUGUGGCUGCUGGCGGCAGCAACGGUGUUGUCAGCACUGCUGGCGCUCAUUCUGCAACCGCUGCUGUCCUAUAGCAUGGAGGAAGCAGCAGCGCUCGCUCGCGGCCCCUCCUCUCCCACGCCUCACCACAAGCGCCCCCGCUACUCCUGGCGUCUGCGCCGCCACUCUGCACUGCAUGCCACCACACCAGCAGCACCAGGAACCCCUCCGCAAACCCCUCAACCUCCGGCUACUACUCAUGCGGCUCACAUCGGUGAAGCGCCUAUUCCUCCCGCUGCUUCGUUUGCCGAAGCUACUGCUGCAGUGGUCUCUUCUUUCGUCUCGGAGGGAGCAGCAAUGGCAGCACAAGAGCUUCCUACUGCUGCUGCUGCUGCUAGGCCAGCACAGGAAUCAGAGGCAGUGGAAGGGACGGAAGGGGAGGGUGUGGAAGGGACGGGAGGGGAGAGGGUGAUGGGGCAGCAGCAGCUGCUGCAGCAGUGGCAGCAGAAGCUGCAGUGGCGGGUGCGGGUGCUGACUGUGCUCAAGAGUGUGGCGACUCACGCCCUGUUGGCGGUGCUUACGUGGCACCUGUGGCACCUGGCGUGUCGUGUGCUCAUGUAA
Molecule: messenger RNA, 3591 nt
Organism: Closterium sp. NIES-65
Lineage: Eukaryota; Viridiplantae; Streptophyta; Zygnematophyceae; Desmidiales; Closteriaceae
Source: the annotation of a GenBank genome assembly